Ricinus communis (castor bean) is the source of this 1871-nucleotide messenger RNA. Its product is annotated as probable terpene synthase 13. Gene Ontology annotation, molecular function: magnesium ion binding; terpene synthase activity. The record is from RefSeq and is a predicted model, not a curated record. The transcript has 7 exons. NCBI's taxonomy places the organism in Eukaryota, Viridiplantae, Streptophyta, Magnoliopsida, Malpighiales, Euphorbiaceae. Gene Ontology annotation, biological process: diterpenoid biosynthetic process. The coding region runs from base 78 to 1823 and encodes 581 amino acids.
GAUCCUAUAAAUUAUGGCCCUCAAACUAUUAUCCUUAUCAAGCUUUUUCUUAUUUUAUUCUUUCUCUCUCCUACACAAUGGCCUUGUCUUCUAUAUCAAUCUUUAUUCAUUGUCUUGUUGAUCCACUUCCUCGAAAACAAACUUCAAAAACUCUUCCGUCUAACCAUAUAGAUUUUAAGUCUGCCUUCAAUGUUGCAAAUUGGAGCAUUAAUCAAACUCUGGUUUCUCCUCUUUCAGCUCAAUGUAUCCAUUUAACUGAUGAAGAUGUCAGGAUUAAGGAGAGAAGGACGAGGGCUUUCAAGCAUAUCCUAAGGAAAGAAGGUGAAGGUUCACAUGAAGUUUUGGCCAUGAUUGAUGCUAUACAACGCCUUGGCAUUGACCAUCAUUUCCAAGAUGAGAUUGAUGAAAUUUUGCAGAGGCAAUAUACCAUACCUAGCUAUUAUAAUGACAAUGAUCUUCACGGUCUUGCCCUUCGAUUUCGACUCUUGAGACAAGGAGGUUACAAUGUCUCCGCAGCAACUUAUACAGGAGUGUUUGAUAAAUUUAAAGACAAGGAGGGAAAUUUCGAUCAAAAAUUAAGUGAUGACAUUAGAGGACUUAUGGAAUUAUAUGAAGCUUCACAACUAAGUAUAGGUGCAGAAGAUCAUAUACUUGAUGAAGCUGGAGACUACAGUCACCAGCUUCUCAGUUCAUGGAUGACACUUCUUGACGAUUCUCAAGCUAGAAUAAUAAAGAAUACUCUCGACCACCCACAUCACAAAAACUUAGCCAGAUUCAGGGCCACAAAUUUCAAUAGAUAUUUUCAUAUGGCAAAUAUAGAAGGGUGGAUGAAUGAAUUGCAAGAACUUGCGAAGAUUGAUUUUCAGAUGGUUCAAUCUCAAAACCAACAAGAGAUUUUUCAAGUAGCAGGGUGGUGGAAGGACCUUGGCAUAUCUAAAGAGCUCAAAUUUGUGAGAAAUCAACCACUUAAAUGGUAUAUAUGGUCGAUGGCAACUCUUUCAGAUCCAAGCUUGUCACAACAACGAAUUGAUCUCACAAAACCUAUAUCAUUUAUCUACAUAAUAGAUGAUAUUUUUGAUGUUCAAGGCUCGCUGGAUGAACUGACAUUAUUCACUGAAAUUGUGAAAAGAUGGGACGUUGAAGCCGUAGAACAACUGCCAGGCUACAUGAGGGCAUGCUUCAAAGCUCUUGACAGUGUCACUAAUGAAAUUGGCUACAAGGUCUAUAAACAGCAUGGCUGGAAUCCUGUACACUCUCUAAGAGAAACAGUACAUAUCCCAACAUGGGCAAGUUUGUGCAAGGCAUUUCUAGUAGAAGCAAGAUGGUUUGCUUCGGGUCACUUGCCAGCUGCUGAAGAGUACUUGCAAAAUGGGAUUGUGAGUUCAGGUGUACAUGUGGUUCUAGUUCACAUUUUCUAUCUACUGGGUCAUGGUGUAACCAGAGAAGGUGUUGAUUUUAUUGGCAAUAGACCAGCCAUAAUAACUUCCACCGCUACAAUUCUUCGGCUUUGGGAUGAUUUAGGUAUCUCCAAGGAUGAGAAUCAAGAUGGUCAUGAUGGAUCAUAUGUAGAAUGUUACGUUAAAGAACACAAAGGGUCAUUGGUAGAGAUCGCAACAAAAAAAGUAACAGUGAUGAUUUCAGAUGCAUGGAAACAACUAAACCAAGAAUGCCUACAUCCCAAUCCAUUUUCACCAAAUUUUACCAAGUCUUGCCUUAACCUUGCAAGGAUGGUGCCUUUGAUGUACAGUUAUGACGAUAACCAUCGUCUUCCAGUUCUUGAAUAUUAUACCAAAUCUCUCCUUUUUGAAUCUGUCUCCAUUUAAAACACUAUACAAUAUAAUGGGAAAUUAAUUAGAACACGGUUCUUGUUA